This is a messenger RNA of Pteronotus mesoamericanus, 2256 nucleotides long. RefSeq names its product BLOC-1 related complex subunit 8 (gene BORCS8). The coding region runs from base 97 to 456 and encodes 119 amino acids. Gene Ontology annotation, cellular component: BORC complex. The record is from RefSeq and is a predicted model, not a curated record. NCBI's taxonomy places the organism in Eukaryota, Metazoa, Chordata, Mammalia, Chiroptera, Mormoopidae. The transcript has 6 exons.
AGGGCCAAGUCCUUUUUCGCAGGAGAACGUUUAGGCAGCUGUCACCACCUCCAGACUUCCGGUUCCGGUUCUCAGUUUUCACAGGCCGCCGUCGCUAUGGAGGAACCGGAGAUGCAGCUCAAGGGGAAGAAAGUUACAGACAAGUUCACUGAGAGCGUUUACGUCCUCGCCAAUGAGCCCUCUGUGGCCCUGUACCGGCUGCAGGAGCACGUGCGCCGCUCUCUGCCAGAGCUGGCCCAGCAUAAGGCCGACAUGCAGCGGUGGGAGGAGCAGAGCCAGGGAGCCAUCUACACAGUGGAGUACGCCUGCAGUGCCGUGAAGAACCUUGUCGACAGCAGCGCCUACUUCCGCAGUGUGGAGGGUCUCCUCAAACAGGCCAUCAACAUCCGGGACCACAUGAACGCUGCCGCCCAGGGCCACAGCCCCAAGGAGUUGCCUCCGCCCUCCUCAGCCUGAUCCCGGAAGAGACUCUGAGGGCUUUGGCCCCUCCAGCCAGGCAGAGCCCGGCACGGCGGCUACCACCCAGCUCUGAGCGCCUCACUCCACUGCUGACCUGUGUGACCCUGAGCAAGUUCUUCCCCUCUCUGGCCUCUGCUUUUCCCCUCUGUGGAAGUGACUCAGCAGGUGGCAGAGAGGGCGCUGCUGCAUACGGUGAUGUGUAGUGUAGCAGUCAGCUGCUGCGUGACAAACUAACCCAGAAUUUAGUGGCUUACAGCACCAAUCUAAUUGUUCACGAUUCUCUGAUUUGGGCUGGGCUCAGCUGGGGGCCGUUCGUGUGGCACUUGUCAGAGCUCUGUGGGGCCGAUAGUCAGAGGUGGCCUCACACAUCCGACCCGUGACUGGUGCUGUUGGCUGCAGGGGGUCCAGUUCUCAACUGUGAUGUGGCCACUCCAGCAGGCCAGCCUUGACUUCUGGUGCCUGGGCACCAGGAGGGCAGCCCCGGUGCACACGGGCACAUCCAGCCUCUACUUGCUUCACGUUUGCAGAUGUUCCGUUGGCCAAGGCCAGCCGUGUGGCCAGGCUCAGAGCUGGAUGGUAGAGCACUGCAGGAGGGCAUCAAUACUGGGGGGCCUGGUUGACCGUGGGAGGAGAGCGUGGCUCCAAGACAGGCCUGCUAUACUGUUAUUUUGUGCCCAUGCAGGACAGACCCUGGCCAACCAGAGGCACCCGAGGUUCUUACUGAGCCCCUGGCUUGUGAAGCUCCCGGAGCCUCUGCCCAUCUGUUGAGAUGGCGCUCUGUGCCAUGGGGGCCCUCCCUGGGGGUUGUGGGUGCAUGGCGGGGCACCCCACGGCCCCUGGGGCAGCAGUCCUCAGAGCCAGGAGGCAGCAGAGUUCACACAUGUGCAGUCAGAGCACCAGCCAAGUGCCAGGCUCAGCUCCGGGCCUGGGGGUGGUGAGCAACUCUGACCAGAGUUGGGCCCUUGGGCACAACCUUGUGGGACCUACCAGGGACCAAAGACUGGGCCGGUGUGGCCAGCGUAGUCCUCCCGCUCCUGCCCCAGCCUUCCGAGACGAGAUUUUGUUGCCCUUGGACUCGUACCCUGCAGUAGCCACAUCCCCUCAGACCAAUAACUGCCCCGUGUUAAUCCCCAGCGAUCACACUGUGCUCGGGGAUCUGCCACAGUCAUCCUUCAUCUUUAAACAGCCCUAGAAGGCAAGUGUUGCCCUCGAAUACAGAUGGGAAUAGAGGCUCGAGAGUUGGUGUGACUUGUACAGGGCCUCACAGCUAGAGAUGCAGCCCCCUGCCUGGUUUGGUCCCAGUCUGCCUCUGACAUGCUGUGUGACAUGGGGCCUAGCACGGACCCUCUCUGGUCUUCCCUUUCUCCAACUGGACAAGGAAGAUUGGACUGGACCUUUUGGGAGGCUGAGGUGGACAGUCACGUACCUGCCUGCCUGGUCUGCAUUUUGCCCCAAGAAGAAAACCCACCCUGGGCUUAGGCCUUAUGGAGAAGCUACCAUGGGGCCCAGCUGUACCUGAUACUAAUGCCUAAAUUACUGUAUUUGCUAAAAUUGCUUUGAGCCUGUGUCUUUUGACUACAGAAGAGCCCACUCUGAUCCCUUCGAAUCCUAGGCCUGAGAAGUCAUGACCCAUGGUCUCUACACCUCCAAGACCCGCUGUGUGCCAACACUGUCUGGUAAAAUGUGUCAAGAAGAUCAGAAUGGAGUCGUUUGGGGUCCCAGGCCCACUACUCUGGGAGGAUCCCCCGUAUUUUCUUUGGCACUGUGGGUGUCUGAGAGAGAAGAGUGACAAGGGCC